CUGUCUGUCAUUCAGUCGGCCAAACCUAAAACCAUCGCAAAUUUUUCAAUAAUAUACAUAUUUAUUGCUCGUUGAUAUAUAAUUUAAAUAUGAAAACUAUUAUAAAAUUCGCAUACUUCUUCAAAAUAUUACAAUUUGUGGUGGGUAUUGAUUAUGAUGGAUGGUUAAACAUUAAAAUUGAACACAAACUAAAUUGUGAAGAAGACUAUUGUACCCGGGGAAACAUUGCUCUUAAGAGCAUUAGGACCGGAACUUCGGUCAUAGAACAAAAACCAUUUACUAAACAACAUAUUGAAGAACUGAAAGAAAUAGCCGAUUAUGAUGGAUUUUAUACCAUUAGAACACUAGUUACUUCUGCUGAAAACAAAGAAACAGAAUUCUUAUCCUCUGUUAAAGCUAGAGCUUUCCUAGAGAGUGGAUUAUCUGAUGUUAUAAAUGCAUGGGUUUUACCCAAUGGUGCAGUCACUGUAGUCAGCUUUCAAGUGGCAAAUAUUUCUCGCACUCUGCAAUAUGAAACCAAUGAACGAUAUGCAGUAAACUCAAAUUUCUAUUUACGUUAUGUGGAUCAAGCCCCUGUGCCUGAUACAACAUCGUACAUACAAAAAUUGGAGCGUGAAAGAGAAGCUAGAGAAAAAGGAGAUUUAAAAGAUAACAGAUCAUUUCUAGCAAAAUAUUGGAUGUACAUCGUUCCUAUUGCAAUCUUUGUGAUGAUAUCAGGAGCAACAAAUCCAGAGCCAGCUGCACAAGCUUCCCGUUAAUAAUAUUUAUUUUAGUCUAUAGUAAUAGAAAGUAAAUGUUAUUAAUUCUAAGUAUGAAA
Amyelois transitella is the source of this 817-nucleotide messenger RNA. RefSeq names its product ER membrane protein complex subunit 10 (gene EMC10). NCBI's taxonomy places the organism in Eukaryota, Metazoa, Arthropoda, Insecta, Lepidoptera, Pyralidae. The coding region runs from base 90 to 758 and encodes 222 amino acids. Gene Ontology annotation, cellular component: EMC complex. The transcript has 5 exons. The record is from RefSeq and is a predicted model, not a curated record.